AUAGCCUAUAGCCUAUAAACGUAGAAAAACGGAAUACUCAUCAUUCACGCAUCUCCCUCCCUCAUGUGGUGAACUAGUUUGCCACUCCUCUUCUUCUCUCUCCACAACUAUUCAUAAACAUCGAUCGUCAAAUCGAACACAAAUAUGGAGAACAAUAAUGUGGAUAUCGAAAGCGAAGGAGUGGAGAAGAUGGAGAGAAAUGGAUCUGCGAUGGAGGAGAGAGAUAUGAUACGAGAGCCGUUGCUUUUGAGAAGCAGGAUCAAUACGACGUCGCAGAUUGCUAUUGUUGGUGCUAAUGUUUGCCCCAUCGAGUCACUUGAUUACGAGAUCGUGGAAAAUGAUCUUUUCAAACAGGAUUGGAGGUCAAGGAAGAAGGUGCAGAUAUUUCAAUAUGUCGUCUUAAAGUGGACAUUAGUGCUUCUUAUAGGAUUAGCUACCGGGCUUGUGGGGUUUUUCAAUAACAUUGCAGUGGAAAACAUUGCUGGUUUUAAGCUUCUUCUCACUGGUAAUCUUAUGCUUAAGCAAAAUUAUUAUCUGGCGUUUGUUGCGUUGGCUGGUUGCAAUGUGGUUCUGGCGACAUGUGCUGCAGUUCUUUGUGCGUAUAUUGCCCCUGCAGCAGCCGGUUCCGGUAUACCUGAGGUUAAAGCUUACCUUAAUGGUGUAGAUGCGCAUUCUAUUCUGGCUCCAAGCACCCUCUUUGUAAAGAUUUUUGGAUCGAUAUUUGGAGUGGCUGCUGGAUUUGUUGUGGGAAAGGAAGGGCCAAUGGUUCACACGGGGGCUUGCAUAGCUAACUUACUUGGUCAAGGAGGAUCUAGAAAGUAUCAUUUGACAUGGACAUGGCUUAGAUAUUUCAAAAAUGAUAGGGACAGGAGGGACUUGAUCACAUGUGGUGCAGCUGCUGGUGUUGCUGCUGCUUUUCGUGCCCCUGUUGGCGGGGUUCUCUUUGCACUUGAAGAAGCAGCCUCAUGGUGGCGGAGCGCUCUUCUUUGGAGAACGUUUUUCACAACUGCUGUAGUAGCUGUGGUUUUGAAGGGUCUGAUUGAAUAUUGUAAAAAUGGACAGUGUGGAUUGUUUGGGGAAGGUGGUCUGAUCAUGUUCGAUAUCAAUAAUUCAGUACCUUCUUACAACACCAUUGAUCUCCUUGCCAUUAUAUUACUUGGAGUUAUCGGUGGAGUUUUUGGAAGCAUUUACAAUUAUCUUGUUGAUAAGGUCUUGCGCACUUACAGCGUCAUCAAUGAGAGAGGUCCUGGUUUUAGGGUGUUUUUGGUGAUCGUCAUAUCAAUCCUAACUUCUUGUUGUGCGUUUGGCGUCCCUUGGCUUGCAACCUGCAUCCCAUGCCCGGAAAAUGCAAAGGAAGAGUGCCCUACAAAAGGGCGUUCUGGAAGCUACAAAAGCUUUCAAUGUCCCGAUGGUCAUUACAACGAUCUUGCUUCCCUUUUGCUCACCACCAAUGAUGAUGCCAUUAGAACCUUAUUCAGCUCCCUAAAUACACACGAGUUCCGCAUUCCUAGUCUCAUUUUCUUCUUUUUUGCCAUGUAUUUCCUCGGCAUCAUAACAUAUGGAAUCGCAAUUCCUUCUGGGCUUUUUAUUCCUGUAAUAUUAGCUGGGGCAUCAUAUGGACGGCUUGUCGGUCGGCUCCUUGGUCCCAUUGCUAAUCUCGAUUGUGGUCUUUUCGCCUUACUUGGUGCUGCAUCGUUCCUUGGCGGCACAAUGAGAAUGACGGUUUCUCUAUGCGUUAUACUUCUCGAGCUCACUAAUAAUCUGCUAAUGCUUCCAUUAAUGAUGCUUGUCCUUCUCAUUUCAAAAACUGUGGCUGAUUGUUUCAACAAAGGAGUGUAUGACCAAAUUGUGAUAAUGAAGGGUCUACCGUUUCUAGAAGCCCAUGCCGAACCAUACAUGAGGCAUUUGGUUGCGGGCGAUGUUGUUUCCGGGCCUUUGAUAACUUUCUCGGGUGUCGAGAAAGUUGGCAACAUAAUGCAUUCUUUAAGGAUGACAUCACACAACGCUUUUCCGGUUAUUGACGAGCCACCUAUUACCGACGCCCCGGAAUUAUGUGGGCUUGUGUUAAGGUCUCAUUUGCUUGUUUUGCUGAAAGGAAAGGUCUUUACAAGACAUCCGCGUUUAAGUGGAGCUGAAACGUUGAAAAAGUAUCAUGCCUUCGAUUUUGCAAAAGCGGGAUCAGGAAAAGGGUUGAAACUCGAAGAUUUGGAGAUAGAACCGGAGGAAAUGGAAAUGUAUGUUGAUCUUCAUCCUAUUACCAACACAUCACCAUAUACAGUGGUGGAAACCAUGUCUUUGGCUAAAGCUGCAAUUGCUUUUCGGGAACUUGGUCUUCGACACUUGUGUGUUGUACCAAAGACUCCUGGGAGGCCACCGAUAGUCGGUAUCUUGACACGGCAUGAUUUCAUGCCAGAGCACAUUUUGGGACUCUACCCGCACAUCGACCCACACAAGUAGAUCAAAGGCGGUGUCAUGUAUUAUGUUUUGAUUUUGACAACUGUCGAAUGCCACCUAAGAUAUUGUUGUUAUUCUUUUGUGAAAUUCAUUUUGAGGGAGGCAAAGGAGAAAGGUAUAGAUAUUGUUUGUAUUGUUUUAUAGAGUGAAGAUGAGUGUUGUUUUUCCUUGUAAGAGAACAUAUGUUAAUAUCCUAAUAUUGAAAAUGUAUUAUAAUAUUUAAUACUUCCUUUUCAUUUAUUAUUAUUAAAUUUGUUUUAUAUUAA
Molecule: messenger RNA, 2720 nt
Organism: Helianthus annuus (common sunflower)
Lineage: Eukaryota; Viridiplantae; Streptophyta; Magnoliopsida; Asterales; Asteraceae
Product: chloride channel protein CLC-c
Exons: 8
Coding region: 145-2457 (770 amino acids)
Biological process (GO): transmembrane transport; chloride transport
Cellular component (GO): intracellular membrane-bounded organelle; plant-type vacuole membrane
Molecular function (GO): voltage-gated chloride channel activity
Source: RefSeq, a predicted model, not a curated record